CCGAACGUCAAAUUCAUCCACUCACUUCUCCCUCUUCAGUCACUGAUAAUAAUUGAAGAGCCAAGUAGCAUUUGAAGACGACAGAGGAAGCUGAAUCUUGAAAACCACUUUCCAAAUCCAAUCACAAUAAUGAGAAGGCUAGGGCAUCAUCGCCAGCACGCGAAGCUAGGCGGAGCGGGAGGCGUGAAGGGAAUGGUGGGGAGGCUGUCGAUUGCGGUGGCGGUUCUCAUGAUCUGCACUAUUUCGCUGAUGCUUUCGUCCACGAACAGGGAAAAUAGUGGAUCCGGCUAUCGUUCAGAGAUCAAGUUAGAUGAACUUUGGAGCAGUGCCGAUUCUGGUGGUUGGAAGCCAUCCUCUGCUCCACGAUCUGAUUGGCCCCCUCCUCCAGCUCCAAGUGAGAGUAGUGGCUAUCUGCGUGUACGAUGUAAUGGUGGUCUGAACCAGCAACGUAGUGCGAUUUGUAAUGCGGUUCUUGCUGCACGAAUCAUGAAUGCUACCCUAGUGCUGCCUGAGUUGGACGCAAACUCCUUUUGGCAUGAUGAGAGUGGUUUCUAUGGUAUCUAUGAUGUUGAAAAUUUUAUCAAUACAUUGAGGUUUGAUGUACGGAUUGUUGAACGUAUACCAGAAAUUCGAAAAAAUGGGAAAACCAAAAAGAUUAAAGCCUUUCAGAUUCGUCCGCCUAGAGAUGCUCCUAUCAGUUGGUAUACUACAGUUGCUCUGGAGAAGAUGAAGGAACAUGGUGCUAUUUAUCUCACUCCCUUUUCACAUCGUUUGGCUGAAGAAAUUGACAAUGCUGAGUACCAAAGAUUGAGGUGCAGAGUUAAUUAUCAUGCUCUAAGAUUCAAACCACAUAUUAUGAAGUUAAGUCAAUCUAUAGUUGACAAGCUCCGCUCACAAGGUCACUUCAUGUCUAUACAUCUUCGUUUCGAGAUGGAUAUGCUGGCAUUUGCUGGGUGCCUAGAUAUAUUUAACUCUGCAGAGAAAAAUAUAUUGAAGAAGUAUCGGAAGGAAAAUUUUGCGCCGAAAGUACUCAAUUAUGAUGAAAGGAGAGCCAUUGGGAAAUGCCCAUUAACUCCGGAAGAGGUUGGUCUUAUUCUAAGUGCGAUGGGGUUUGAUAAUUCUACUAAAAUAUACCUGGCAGCUGGUGAACUUUUUGGUGGGGAUCGAUUCAUGAAACCAUUUCGGACGCUUUUCCCUCAACUCGAGAACCAUAGUUCUGUGGAACAUACAGAUGAGCUGGUUGAGAACACUAGGGGACUGUUGGGGUCUGCUGUUGAUUACAUGGUUUGUCUCCUCUCUGACAUUUUUAUGCCGACAUAUGAUGGCCCAAGCAACUUUGCAAACAAUCUCCUUGGACAUCGUCUUUACUAUGGCUUCCGAACUACAAUCAGACCUGACAGGAAGGCUCUUGCUCCUAUCUUCAUUGAUCGGGAGAAUGGGCGGACAGCAGGUUUUGACGAAGCUGUUAGGAAAGUCAUGCUCAAAACAAAAUUUGGUGGACCCCACAAGCGUGUCUCACCAGAGUCUUUCUAUACAAAUUCUUGGCCUGAAUGUUUCUGCCAAACUUCACCACAGAAUCCUGCUGACAAAUGUCCACCAGAUGAUGUUCUGCAAAUUCUGAGCAGCCGCUUAAAGAGCGAAGAGACCGAUGACUUGAGGUCAUUGACAUCAUUAAAUUUGUCUAUAUCUGAGGCAGAAAGAUAAGAAAUUUGGUUCAAGCUUCUAGCUAUUGGUUAUUCUAACUCCUCAGAAAUGAACCCCCAUGAUCCAUAUUAAAAAGGAAUGGGGUUUCCUCAACCAUAUUCACCGUUAUUCUUUUGCUGGCAUCGUGUUUCCUGGGGUAUAUACGGACAAAGAAGGCAGGUUCAAUUCCUUUGUGUUGUGGCUGGAGCACAUGUGAAUUCGAGUGAGUCAAAAUUUUGUUUUGACUUGUGAACUAAAAUUUUAUGCUAAUCGUAUGAUAUCUGGUUGACUUAUCUUGCAUCAUUAUAUUUAUGCCCAGAAGGGAAAAACAAUGUAUCACGGAUCUUAAUUUAACAAGAUAUCUGUUGAGGCCUGGUUUGACCAAUAUAUAGUGUAGGUUAUGUUU
Molecule: messenger RNA, 2089 nt
Organism: Corylus avellana
Lineage: Eukaryota; Viridiplantae; Streptophyta; Magnoliopsida; Fagales; Betulaceae
Product: O-fucosyltransferase family protein
Cellular component (GO): cytoplasm; trans-Golgi network; endosome
Source: RefSeq, a predicted model, not a curated record